AGGUAACUGAAUAUAUGACCUUACAACAAUGUGGAGGUGGUCACAUGACUCCAAGGCCAUCAGCUUAGUAGAGAGGCUUUUGUUGACUUUCUCCCAGAAGCUCCAGAGUCAGUGCAACAAGAGCUUCUGGCACACCAUGGCCAACCAACCACAAAAAUUCCCUCCUGACUUUAUCUUUGGGGUAGGAAGUUCAUCAUAUCAGGUGGAAGGUGGAGCAAAAUUAGAUGGAAAAGGCGAGAGUACAAUUGACAGAUUUGUGCACACCAGACCUGAACACAUCAUAGAUAGAUCAAAUGGAGAUGUGUCAUGCAAUACUUAUAAGUUGUUCAAGGAGGACACUAAGCUAUUAGUAGACUUGGGAGUGGAUUUUUACAGGUUUUCAAUCAGUUGGAGUCGUAUUUUACCAAAUGGCGAUGUAUCAAACAUAAAUGAAGCUGGAAUUAAUUAUUACAAUGAUCUCAUUGAUAAUCUAUUAGAAAACAACAUUCAACCCAUGGUGACCAUAUUUCAUUGGGACUUGCCUCAAGUGCUUCAGGAUCUUGGUGGAUGGCCCAACCCGUUGAUUGCAGAUUAUUUUGAGGACUAUGCCCGAGUACUCUUUGAACAUUUUGGUGAUAGAGUGAAAUACUGGUGCUCGAUCAACGAGCCCCGGCUGUACUCUAGUUUUGCAUAUGGAAGGUCUCUCUCCGUAUAUCCACUGUUAGCACCAGGACUGGAACUCCAUGGUACAGGGGAGUACUUGGCUUGCCACACUUUGCUGCGAGCACAUGCCAAGACUUAUCAUCUGUACAAUGAUCACUACCGGGAAUCCCAGAAAGGUCAAAUAGGAAUUGUAGCGGAUGCUUUUUAUUAUCGACCAGCUUCCAACAGUCCUGAGGACAUAGAGGCUGCUGAGAGAGGCCUUAUUUUUGAACUAGGAUGGGUGUUACAUCCAAUAUUCAGUUCAGAGGGUGACUAUCCACCGUUAAUGAAGGAUAUUGUGGCACAGAACAGCAUAAAAGAAGGGAGGUUCAGAUCUCGCUUGCCUACCUUUACUCCGGAAGAAAUAAAGUUACUAAAAGGUUCAUCUGAUUUUCUUGGGCUGAAUCACUACACCACAUAUGUAGUAACAGCUGGAGGGUGUGGAGCAAAUCCAUCACACAACCGAGAUACAAACUUCAUUCGUGCAAUAGACCCAGCAUCAACCACCAAUCGAUAUCCUUCAUGGCUUGCGGUGGAGCCAGAAGGAAUAAGACAACUUCUCGGUUGGAUAAGUAAGAACUAUAACAACCCAAAAGUGAUCAUAACAGAAAAUGGUUGUGCAGACCCAAAUAAGUUGGAGGACAAUCAUAAGGUGGACUAUCACAAGAUGUACCUAAAAGCAGUAUUGGAAGCCAUCAAUGAUGGGUGUAAUGUCAAAGGUUAUACUGUUUGGAGCUUUUUGGAUAGCUUUGAGUGGGACUGUGGAUACACAGAAAAGUUUGGCCUGUACCAUGUGGACUUCGAAGACCCUUCUAGACCAAGAACACCAAAAAAAUCUGCAGAAUUUUUCAAGGAGUUUCUAAAAACAAAAUGUAUAUAGUUAAUUUUCUAUAAAUACACAACAUUUAUAAAUUUA
Messenger RNA from Homalodisca vitripennis (glassy-winged sharpshooter), 1597 nucleotides. RefSeq names its product myrosinase 1-like. Gene Ontology annotation, molecular function: beta-glucosidase activity. NCBI's taxonomy places the organism in Eukaryota, Metazoa, Arthropoda, Insecta, Hemiptera, Cicadellidae. The transcript has 12 exons. Bases 29 to 1561 code for a protein of 510 amino acids. Gene Ontology annotation, biological process: carbohydrate metabolic process. The record is from RefSeq and is a predicted model, not a curated record.